CCCCGCCCCCUGAUGUGGCUCUAUACGUGUACGGGUUCCACCAUUACCCCGCCCCGCAGGGCUGCGCACGCGCCGCACAGACACCGGAAGGCAAGUGCUGUUGAGCAACUGGCAGUUGGGCGCGUGGAGGAGCCGGCUCCGUGCGACUCUCGCUAAAACGAAAAAUGGCCAAGAGUUUAAGGAGUAAAUGGAAGAGAAAGAUGCGAGCUGAGAAAAGGAAGAAGAAUGCGCCGAAGGAACUCAGCCGGUUAAAGAACAUUCUGAAAGCAAAUGCUGAUAUUGUAAUGGAGGAGGUUAAAGAAAUAGCAACGGUCGUCACUCCCGAGAAAGUCAAAGAUCAAGGUGACGAAGUGAAGAUGGACACACAGAUUAAAAGAAACAAAAAGAAUCUUUUAGACCAACAUGGACAGUACCCAGUAUGGAUGAAUCCCAGACAGAGGAAGAAGCUUAAGGCAAAACGGGCUAAAGGAAAAAACAAAUCCAAGGUGGCCAAGGGAUUAGCAUGGUAGCUUCAAAGAAGUUUGAAGGAUGGGAAAGAGACUAUGUAGAAAACGGAGGCCACCUCAGGCUGGGUCCAGCUACCAAGUGUAAAUUAUCAUUAAGUCUGGAGACUCUAUUAGAUCAGAAAUUGAUGAAAGGGACAUCAAUUUUAUAUCUAGUUAACUCAUUUUCUUUUAAAUUAAGUGUUUCACCUGCCUUUGAGUCCUCUGACCAAUAUUUGUGGUUAUGCAUUUUUAAAUAUUUUUCUCACUUGUUGCUGUGUUGGUCUUGAACACAGGAACAACUGUAGAAACCAUGGAACCACCUAUGCACCGUAGGAGGUAAAAUAUUUUAACAGAAACAUGUUCUGUAAAUUGACAGUGUCCUUCUAAUUUUCCCGUAGAACUUUUUUUUUGAGUUCUGAUGUGUUUGUUUUAAUAUUGAAGUAUUAAAUUAUGAAAACAUAUUGUGUGACUUUAUAUAGACAUUAUAAACUGAAAUUUGGUUCAAAUUGAAACAUUGAAAACCCAAGACCAAUAAAAAUGUUGCUAUUAAUUAUUUUUAAAAAUUUGAAUAGAAAUGGUUAUUUUUAAACAAAGAAACCUUGUGUUUGCAACCCAAACAUUAUCCUACUUAGAAAUUGAAAGUAAAAUAGACUUAAUGGAUUUUCAUUGUCCAUCUGAAAGAAUGCAAAGGCAUAAAGAGUAAAAAUAAAAUAAAUAUAAACUGUACUUUAAACAUUUUUCUGAACAGUUGUAAUAUAGGUAAAUAAACAUGUUGGCAAUA
Messenger RNA from Chrysemys picta bellii (western painted turtle), 1266 nucleotides. It is a transcript of the gene LLPH, whose product is annotated as LLP homolog, long-term synaptic facilitation factor. The record is from RefSeq and is a predicted model, not a curated record. NCBI's taxonomy places the organism in Eukaryota, Metazoa, Chordata, Testudines, Emydidae. Gene Ontology annotation, biological process: dendrite extension. Gene Ontology annotation, cellular component: nucleolus. Gene Ontology annotation, molecular function: RNA binding.